Molecule: messenger RNA, 7935 nt
Organism: Colletes gigas
Lineage: Eukaryota; Metazoa; Arthropoda; Insecta; Hymenoptera; Colletidae
Product: cilia- and flagella-associated protein 298
Exons: 6
Coding region: 184-1260 (358 amino acids)
Biological process (GO): regulation of sodium ion transport; regulation of cilium movement
Molecular function (GO): sodium channel regulator activity
Source: RefSeq, a predicted model, not a curated record
GUGGGACAGGAUGCGGGGGCACAGGAAGAGGGCGCAGAGCCCCGACGAUUUCUCUUCUUCUUCAUAGGGGAUCGUUUCGUCUCAUCGACGUCGAACGUGACGACGGGCAGCGAGCACGCCGAGGACGACGACGACGUCAAUUGGGUGCAUCAUUGAAACGAGCACUGCCGUUUGUUCUCCAAGAUGGCGGACGAAAAGGAGAAGCAGACGUUCCUGCAGAAGCUGCUGUUCUACACGACCGCGUUCUUCAUCCUCCUCAGCACCUUCAGCCUCUUUGCCUUCCUCUUCUUGGUCCCCUUCGUCAUCGACCCCGCCUUCACCACCAUCUUCAUGCAGUUCGACACUCGGCCAGCCGAGUGUAUCACCAUCGACGUUGAGUCCAGGAGAGGUACGAGCAACUGUUCAUGGACAUCCUGUAGAGAGGGUUGCACCAAGGAGCUGUACGAUUGCACGCAAAUACGCGUCAACUACAAGCUACCGACUAACACGUCCGAGGAUAUCGAUGGACAGGGCGAGGGAGGCGGGGCGGUAGGAGGUGUCGAGGAUGACGAAGACAGCACGACGAUGGGCAAACCGCGUUACGAACGCUCCCUCAGGGAGUACGAUUACGACGAAGACCUUGACGAUGACUUCGCCGAGGACGACGAAGCUGGACUGCUGAAACCCUUCCCUACAGGUCUCAUGGGCAACGACUCCGAGUGGUACUUCACCGGGGCGAAGCUGUUCCCCAACGUAAAAGGCUGUGGAUACCCUCCAAUGCUGAAUUGCAGUAUUUUCUACCGGCAGUACGCCAACAUAGGGCAGAACUUUAGCUGUUACUACUCGAAAGUGGAUCCCGGGAUAGUCAUCAGCGACCUCGACAUGUGGCAGGUGUACAUGAAUCUGGUGUACGCGAUGGCGAUUCCGAUACCGUCUUUCAUAAUCUCGGUGAUAUACCUCACCAUCGCCUACUUCAAGAUCUACAACGAAGAGGAGAAGGUCCUCGUGAUUGGCGAGGAGGGCAAGGACGGCAUAGACGGGGAUCGUAGUAACGCGACACCCUCGCCACAGACGAGCGGCGCACUUACGGCCCGUAGCGAAGCUUUCAGGGAAGACCUAGUGAAUCCAAGCUUCGGGCAUCAGCUGAAAGUCGCCAUGGUCGACGACGUGAGCAGAGAAAGCCUGGAUGGGAUACCCAACUCGUUCUCUAUUCAGGGAAACUUGAGCAAGACGAUGACGACGAGUAUCUCAACUCCCCCUGGGCCGACGGCGGCAGUCUGAAGCGGCAAUUUCAAGGUCUGAACAACAUCUCCUGGAAGCCGCGCUAAGUGACCCAAAAGCACGGGGACGAGAGACAGACGGAGAGAGCGAGAGAUUCUACAGUAGCUUAUUAACGUUACCGACCGCGGACAGCCAAUAUUCUCUCACCUACUAACAAGAAUGAAAACCCAGUACUAUUAACGCCAGCUGCAGAAACUAGCUUCGGGAACGUUCACCGAGUGAACCAGAGGCAGACGGGACGUUCGACGCGAGAUUUCCAGACGGGAAACGGGGCGUCGAUACGUCGUCCUCUCCUCGAACGAACAGAGAAGUGAUCCAGAGUGUCGUUCAACGAGUAGUGUUUUUAGUACGCCGCACGCUAUCGCAUAACUGUCCCCGUACGCGCUAAUUAUUAUCCAUAGAGACAAACGAUAUUUUGUGACAGACUUUUUUCUACUCGAUAACCGCCCGUGUCGCGACCGUCUCUAAGGGCGGCCCUAAACAGGACCGCCGAUCAAUCCGUCGAGGACUCGUCCUUCUUUGGCCGAUCGUGGACGGCUGUCGCCAAAACGAUCGCCUCGAUUGGCAAGAAUCCAGCGAGGAAAUAUUAUAUUUGGAUUCGUUGCCGAUGUUCCGACGCCAAUUUCAGGGUCUCGUCCUGAGGGGUACUUCCGAAACAAACCAAACGGAUUUCAGAAUAAAUUCUACAAUACUCCAAUAAGUCGAAACGUUUGGGAGCGUUUAAGAACGUUUGAAUUCUGAAUUACUACCACUUCUCGUCUGUUCAAUUGGGUUUCUAAUGGUCGUUUAUAACAAGGUUUGAAGAUGAUAAAUUGAGAUAAAUGAAACUGAUCAUUUGGAUGUACCAAGAGGGAUUAAUCACACCUUGACGCAGUCAAUAGAAGAUCCGAAGGGAGAUACUGACCAAUAUAGAUUUAAAUCUGUUGAUGAUCGAUGCUCGAGUAGCUUAAACAUUACACGAAACAGCCACCGAAGCAUUUGCCUUCUGAAUUAUCAUCGAUCGUUUCCUGUUGAAGUGAGUUUUCCAAAGUCGUCUAUGAUAUAAAAUUGUAAAAUUUAAUUUGAAGCAAUCACGAAUUAAACGAAUUAAAUACACAGAUGGUCAGAACACCAUUAGGGUCUUGAUUUGGAUUUCCAGCCAAUGUUUAUAUCGAGGCACAAACGUGCAAAUUGAAGGACUAAUUUUCAGUCAGUGAAAGGAAGAAUUUGGUAUUAAAAUAUACAGAGUAUUUCACAACGUGUGGGCAUAACUUCAGAGACGAUUUCAGCACAGUAAAAUAAUAAAAAAAUUCAUAUAAACGUGUAUACUAUACCGAAUACACCUAUCUUUACAGAAAUUUUUUAAAGUAGGUACCUUUAAAUGUAUAUUCGCCUUUUUGCGUUUCUAUAACCUGCCAUUGUCAAUCUAAAUGCAAAUUGUCACAAAACUGUACUAACUUUCAGUUCUUUAAGAGAAUGCACCGACUCGAGCACGUUACAAAAUAGUGUUUAAGGAAACCUGACUUAUAAACAGUCGAAGAAAGAGUUUAUCGUAAAAAUUACUGGAAAACAAAAUGGCUGCAACCUAAGAAUAAAGUCACAUGUUAAUGGUCUCAUUUUACCGUGUUGAAUUUGCCUUUUGAAGUUGUAUUAACGUGUUUUGGAACACCAUAUGCAUAAGAUCAAUACUGAAAUCACUUAAUCGUUGCACGAUGCAAACAGUAAAACACUGAACAGUUGAGGCUUAAUUCGAUGACAGUAAGAAAAACUUCAAGUUGGGUUUUCGUUGGAUGUUUAAAAAAGACUCAAAUACGUAAAUCGAAGCAGUCGAAAUAAAUUCUUGCAUGUCUCAGAGAGAACUAAUCAUCCGUAGAUAUAUCGAAAGAAGAAGCUGGCCAGUCAAUACUUAAAUCUGUAGACAACCUAUGCUCAAAAUUAUUUACUACGCGAAGCAGAGGAAAGCAUUUCCCUUCAAAAUUACCAUCACUGUUCGGAAAUAUAAAUCGAAGCAGUCGAAGUCAUCAUUGUUCGUUGGAAGGAGGAUCAUCGAUUUGAUCCAUCCAAUGCAUCAACAAGAAGAACGAAGAAUCCUAAGAAGAAGCUGGCCAGUUUAGAAUUAAGUCUGCAGAUGAUCUCUUAAACUAUUUGCUUCCGAAUCACUGCUAUUAUGCCUGUUGAAUUGUUCAAAGGACGUUUACAAUGAGAUUCAAAAUCGCAAGUUGAAUUAGUCGCUGAUUCUUAAGUGUUCCAAGAAGCACUGAUCGUCUCUGAACGUUUUCGAAAGAUCAAUCCAAAGAAGAAUUUGGUCACUCGGAACUUAAAUCGCCAUAUUAAGCUGUUUCCUUCUAAAUCACUGCUACAUGCCUAUCGAAUUGUUCAACCGGAGGACGUUUACGAGUUUCUUUACUCGAGAUCGUAAACUGAACUAGCGCAAACAAUUCUUAGGUGUUCCAAGAAGCACUAAUCGUCUCUGAACGCUUUCGAAAGAAGAAUUCAAAGAAGAGUCGCGAUCACUCGGAGCUUAAAUCUCGUCGAGAUAUUCCUAAACCCUUUCGGAAACGCCCUGUAUGGUGUCGAGAACCGGUUACUAUCGUGCACAACGUUUCCUCCGUGCGAUAUCCGCAAACGACUCUCACCCAAUUCUGCCGCGAAACGCCCAGACAGGCCAAAACUGUCUGGCGUCCGUACGUCGAGCGUCGACUCGAUCGACAAGAAGAAGAACGCGCACACGUGCGAGCCACUUCCGCGGUCUGCUCCACCACAUCGUGAUAGAAGUCGCGCGAAAGCAUUCCUGCCGAUCCCGACUGCACACUACACACACAGAACACACAAAACCACACAAACACGCGCGCGCGAUCCUUUCUCUCUGCGACGACGCGUAAUAACAGGCUGACUCUGGUUCACUCGUCGAGGCGGAAGAAACGACGAUCGAGAAGAAGAGUUAGGGAAACCGAACGCGCGACGAACGGUCGCACGGUUCGAACUAAAUAGCUUGAACGAGCAAAUUCGCUAAUUUAAGAGUACCGUUACCAAUUAACAAGUAUUACUAAGUUAAUCCGCUUGCUGUGUGAUCAUGACGCAUCUGAGAUACGCCGCUCUCCACGUGCAUUGUAGACGAGUCGAACACUGCAUCAAACACUCGAGACACGAACAUACACGCACACAAGUACAUACAAACACGUACACACACGUAUAUAUACGCGUCCGUUUGAACGCGCCGCGACACACAUGCUUCUGAUCAGGCAUUCUCUCGUGGCUUGCGUGCCAGCUGGAUCGAAAAUCGCCACCCCUUCGCGGUACCAGCGUCCCUUUUGGCUGGUGGAUGAACGGAGUUCGUUAGAAAGUGAAUUUGUUGAAGGAACAUUGGGGUUAGGAAGCCAGAAGGACGACAGAUUUUGAAGCGGGGCUGAUUUUUACCGAGCAUCCACGACCACCCUCUAUUAGCAAUCUUUCGUCUUUUCAGACUGUUCAAAAUCGCUUUUAAAUUACUAAACUCACGGUCGUUUUAACUACUAUAUUUUUAUAUUCUGACUUUUGAAUUAUUUGCCUUUGAUAAGCGUGGGCAAAUUUGACUUUUUCACUGCCGAAUUGAUCGAUGGUAAGGAGGGACUCUGAGUCUUAAUUUCACAAUUUUUUCGUUUCGAUUAUAGUUGUAAAUAUCUAUAAGAGUUAUAAUCGAGAAGUAAAACAUUUUGCAGAAUUAUUCACGAAUCGUACAGAAAAUUUAACGAUCUUGUCGGAGGAAUGCAUUGCACUAUUCUUUAUUAGUGUGGACCGUUUACCUCGCUAACUGAUCAAAUUUCUCCCUCGAUAACUGAACGGGGAAUUAUGUCCGUGAGCGUUCCUCUACUUUACUCGUUCAGAAAUUGGAUUAAGUCGUUUUUCGGAAGAAAAAUCGUUGCCUAUAAUCGAACAAGAAGUUAGUCAAGGAGCGAGGUAAUAUUGCGACUGCUUUUAUUCGUCGAAUGCUCUAAGAAGAGAAAUCGCAAACGCGUUAAUUAUUACUCGCUUGUCGUGCUACGCAUUUACAUUUUUGCAAUUAUUUCCAAUGCAAGAAAUAAUCACAGUAGUAAUUAGAACACAGUUACUUAUAACCUUUAUUUAUUAUAACGUUUGACGUAUAAAAGCUAGUGUUUUGCAUUGCUCAAACAACGAAGCCAUGAAUUAUUUCGACAGACUUGACUGCAAUUAAAUAAUAAUUGAAAUAAUUAUGUAGGUAACCCGCGUAACUAUUUAAAUUCUAAUUCGAGUAACUGUUACAGUAUACGACUAGGUACCAAUUCAGACAUCUAUUUGAAUGCUGAUUGCAUUAGUGUUCAAUUAGGUACCCAUUUGGAUGCCUAUUUAAGUUCCUGCGUUGAUACCCAAGAUAUUUAGAUACAUAUGUGUCUCGUAAAGUACCCAUUUGAGUUACCUAUUCAUAGCUCUAAAUUCUCCUUUUGUGAGUUGCACGUACUUGAGCAUCAAAUUGUCUCUCAAGACAUAUCUCCAAAAUUCCAUUAUUUCUACUACUUGGAUCUGUUCGUGUUCCGAGAUACUAUUGUAAAACGAACCAAUGCAAUAAAGUCCAUUAAAAAUAUUCAAUGUUUGUCAACCGUAAAAAUGUCUUAGUAAAAGUCAGCCUCGUUUCGAAACUAUCGUAACGCCAGGACAUGCGUUUGUGUCGCGGAAAAAUGUAAUUUUUCGAGGGAUGCUCGGGUCAGGUUCGUCGCUAGGAACGAAACAGGCAUUUCUUUCCCUUUGCAUCGUAAGGCGCCGAAGACGAUUCGCAACGGAGAAUUUAAUACAUAGAAUUAUGAUCGAAAACCCAACCUCCUCCACGAUUACGUAAGGCCACUUGCGCAGCUGGUAAAACAAGUAACAGUAGUUUUUCGUGGCCUGGUUGCUGCGCGUGAAUCGAUACGGGUGGCGCAGGACGGGUUGAACCUUCACCCCUGAGAUCGAUGGAAAAAAUUGAUGCUUAAAGAAAUUGGCGGCGCCUAGAAGUCGAACGAUUUUGGGGACUCCCGGCGCUGAGUUACGAUCGACUGUCCAGAUCCGUCGAUAAUAAGAUACCGCGAAUUAUCGAAUAUCGUUCAGACGCGAGCCACGACGUUUCCAUCCAUGAUUUCCGUUCGUUCGUCCCCGAACGAAUCUUCGACGAGCAUCGUUCAUAGUACGCGACAAUUAAUCUUAAGUACGUACGUAGCAGCGAUCGAUUUGCGUGGAAUUUGCGAAGCAUCGCGGCGUUUAUUAACGAUAACUUUAUUGUUCCAUGGCGCGUAGGAGUUAUCGAUCAAACGUUUGCACCGUGGACACCAAACGCCGUUCGAAAAUUGAUAUCACGAUGGCUCGUAAAUUGAACGAUUUGCCGGCCAACCACGGAACAAAGAAGAUGAAUGUUGAAACGCGAACGGAGACAGUUGUAGCACUGAAAGAAAAGCGUCUCUUGGCCCAUUCAGACCUUCUUUAUUCUCGCUGGAAAGCGAAGCAAUUACCUUGGUGCUUGACCCGAAGACGAUUACAAUAUCUGCAUAGGGUGUAAAUUUUAACGUUCCACGUAGCAUCGAAAUAUUUGAGAAGAGACCUCAUUCGUCACGAGCUCUCGUCAUUUUGCAAUUUUUGCGAUCUACUUCGCGUACGAACAACCGACACACUUACACACAGACGCAAACAAACGCGUACACUCGGUUUGUAAUACGCCUUCGCCGAACGAACGUGCGCACACUGGUAUACACGGAAACAUACAGAAACACGUGGAAACAUACGCAAACAGAUACACACUGAUAACCCAUGGAAGAAAAUAUUAAUUGAAUUGUUUUUAUGGAUUAAGAACAAGUUGUCUGUGAUCUACAAUAAUUAAAAGAAUAUUUAAUAAGUAUUAACAUGGUAAAUGCAUAACUGACAUGUCGAUAAUGUCGAACGAAUCGAUUUAGGGGAUAAUAAUAAUAAAAGAAAUGGAGAGAGAGGAAUAAUGGAAAACGAAAUAGAAGGGAAUAUAACUGUCAGAUAUAUCGGAGAUAGAGCAAUACGAUUAAAAAGAAGAAUGGAUAAAAUGGGGAACGAUUAAUCGCAUUAACGACGUCACUGCAAAGGAAUUCUAGAGAAGAGGUAUAUUAAAUAAAUACAUAAAUAUAUAUAUAUAUAAACUUUAAUUAAUAAAUAGAUUUACAAUGGAGCACGCAACGUCUAAAUAUGUAAUCGCUGUUGUUAAUCAAUGAUUCGCGAUAUAAUGGGAGGAAAAAACCGAGGUGCGUGCUGCGUUCGAAGUACCGAGUAAAAUACAAAAAAAAUUAUAUGAAUAAAUAAACAAAUAAAUAUAUAUAUAUAUAUAUACAUACAUAUGUAUAUAUAUAUGGCACUUGACCGUCGCGGCUAAAAGUACAUAGGAUAGAUAGAUUUAUAGAAGCGCAAAAAAAAAAAAACACCAAAAAUCGUUCCUUCCACCCGCUCCGGCCGUGUAUUUGAUUAUCGAUUUUAAAUAUAUCGCAAUUUAUGUGAAGUCAAGAGAAGCUCUGUGAAUUUGUAAACGCACCUCAGAAUGCAAGUAGUACGUCAUUUUACUAAUGCAAGGGAGAAGGCGAAGAAUACUGCAAGAACGAAGACGGGAGACGAACGAAAAAAAGGGAUAUAAAAAUGCCACAAUCACCGAGUAAUAAGUUGUUCAACGAGCGUUGCGAAAGAUGUUCGAGAUAAUUUUUGUACAGUUUUGGCACA